This is a messenger RNA of Tupaia belangeri chinensis (Chinese tree shrew), 872 nucleotides long. It is a transcript of the gene CPSF4, whose product is annotated as cleavage and polyadenylation specific factor 4. NCBI's taxonomy places the organism in Eukaryota, Metazoa, Chordata, Mammalia, Scandentia, Tupaiidae. The record is from RefSeq and is a predicted model, not a curated record. Gene Ontology annotation, molecular function: RNA binding; zinc ion binding. Gene Ontology annotation, cellular component: mRNA cleavage and polyadenylation specificity factor complex.
AGUCGGGGGCUGCUGUCUGCGAAUUCUUUUUGAAAGCCGCCUGUGGCAAAGGGGGCAUGUGCCCAUUCCGCCACAUCAGUGGUGAGAAGACAGUCGUGUGCAAACACUGGCUUCGGGGACUGUGCAAGAAAGGGGACCAGUGCGAGUUCCUGCACGAGUAUGACAUGACUAAGAUGCCCGAGUGCUACUUCUACUCCAAGUUUGGAGAGUGCAGCAACAAGGAGUGCCCCUUCCUACACAUCGACCCUGAGUCCAAGAUCAAGGACUGUCCAUGGUACGACCGCGGCUUCUGCAAACAUGGUCCCCUGUGCAGGCACCGGCACACACGGAGAGUCAUCUGUGUAAAUUACCUCGUGGGAUUCUGCCCGGAAGGGCCCUCAUGUAAAUUCAUGCACCCUCGAUUUGAACUGCCAAUGGGAACCACUGAGCAACCCCCACUGCCGCAGCAGACACAGCCUCCAGCAAAGCAAAGUAACAAUCCGCCAUUACAAAGGUCGUCCUCCUUGAUCCAGUUAACGAGUCAGAACUCUUCUCCCAAUCAGCAGAGAGUCCCGCAGGUCAUCGGGGUCAUGCAGAGUCAAAACAGCAGUGCAGGCAACCGGGGACCUCGGCCGCUGGAGCAGGUCACUUGUUACAAGUGUGGUGAAAAAGGACACUAUGCCAACAGAUGUACCAAAGGGCACUUGGCCUUUCUCAGUGGACAGUGACAGCAGCUGGAGCGAGCUCAGAGCAGCUGGAGGGGCCCUGCUGUUGGGCAUGUGCAUUCCACUGCUCAGUGCAGUGGUGCAACUACGGCUCAAGCUGGGAAGCAAAAAUGCUGGGCUUCAUCGUUCAAGGGGCUGCAUCUGUUAGUUUCCUAUCAUUUUGCUGUA